UCACAUACUCACAGGUCUGGUAGGAGUAGUGCUUCAGAUAGCGGACCCAACCAGGGUAGACCAGGAUAGUGUGUAUUCAGCCAGUGCGGAGCAGAUCAAACCAAAUCAGACAAAACACGAUGGCAUCAGCAGCGCCAUUCUCCGGCACCGGCAGUCUCCUUCGCCUGACAAAACCAGGAACGCCACAGCCCCAGUUCUUCUCCCCUCCGCCGUCUCGCUCCCACUUCCACCUUCGAACCCGCCCCGCCAAGGCAAAGAGCCCAAUCGCCGGAGCCAUCGCCUCCUCUUCCAUGGCGGCAGCCCAGCCCCAGACGUGCGACGGCCAACAACAACGGGCGGAGGAGGCCAUGAAGCUGCUGUUCGUCGAGAUGGGCGUCGGGUACGACCAGCACGGACAGGACAUCACCUCCGCCGCGGUGCGCGCCUGCAAGGAUGCCAUCUCCUCCAACUCCAUCCCCGCCUUCCGCCGCGGGUCGAUACCAGGGGUGAACAGUGAACAGAUGAAACUGCAGAUCAAGCUGGGUGUCCCGAGGCCGGUGCAGCAUCUGUUGGACUUUGAGAGAAUCAAGGCCGUCUUCCCCUAUGGUGAGAUCACCAGCUGCGAGGUCGUUGACGGCGGGAUGAUCUGUUCAAGUGGAACAUGCAUCGAAGCAAUGGGAGAUAAAAACGAUGACUGCUACAUUGUCAAUGCUGCAGUCUACGUCGGUUACUAAUGCUAGCCUGGAGGAAUUGUUGUAUUGGAACAGUGGAAAACUUGAAAAAAAAACCUGGCCGGGAGAGGGGAACUGGAAAUUCUCGUAGGCAAUAAGUAUGUAUAACUGUUAUGAACAGAGAAAGGGUCAAAAUAGGGGGAGGCCAUGAAGCCUCCCGGUAGUCCUGCUGCCUGGCGUCGCCGGUUAUCUUACCCUAAGAGGCUAAGAGGGCAAUCUCGCGGUGAGCUCCAUUGUUGGAGUUCAUUGGAAUUGGCAUGCACAUUGUCAUCUCGUGUUGUAUGGUGUGGGGAGGUUGAGGAUGUUGACCGCAUUCUCUUCUUUU
This is a messenger RNA of Triticum aestivum (bread wheat), 1035 nucleotides long. RefSeq lists its product as uncharacterized. The record is from RefSeq and is a predicted model, not a curated record. Lineage: Eukaryota; Viridiplantae; Streptophyta; Magnoliopsida; Poales; Poaceae. The coding region runs from base 120 to 713 and encodes 197 amino acids. The transcript has 3 exons.